Messenger RNA from Pogoniulus pusillus (Red-fronted tinkerbird), 4928 nucleotides. It is a transcript of the gene FRMD6, whose product is annotated as FERM domain containing 6. The coding region runs from base 159 to 2060 and encodes 633 amino acids. The transcript has 14 exons. The record is from RefSeq and is a predicted model, not a curated record. Gene Ontology annotation, biological process: positive regulation of hippo signaling. Lineage: Eukaryota; Metazoa; Chordata; Aves; Piciformes; Lybiidae. Gene Ontology annotation, cellular component: cytoplasmic side of apical plasma membrane; cytoskeleton.
GGCACGGCUCGGCUCGGCUCGGCUCGGCUCGGCUCGGCUCGGCUCGGCAGGCAGCGCGGUCCCCGGAGCCGCAGGGAUGGCACCCGCGGGGACCGUGGUCACCCCGGCCCACCGGUGAGGUGCCCACUGCCCACCCUGAGCCCCAGGCCUGGCCCACGAUGAACAAACUGCCCUUCCACAACAACAGAGUCAUGCAGGACCGCCGCAGCGUUUGCAUCUUCCUCCCCAACGACGACUCCCUCAACAUCAUCAUCAAUGUGAAGAUUUUGUGCCAUGAGCUACUGGUGCAGGUGUGUGACCUCCUGAGGCUGAAGGACUGUCACCUCUUUGGGCUCAGUGUCAUCCAGAACAAUGAGCACGUGUACAUGGACCUGGCCCAGAAACUCUACAAGUACUGCCCCAAGGAGUGGAAGAAGGAGGCCAGCAAGGUCAGCGGUGAGGUCUUGCAUGGAGAGCUGACGGCACUAAGGCCACCUCUGUCCCCAUCGCAGGGCAUCGACCAGUUUGGGCCCCCGAUGAUCAUCCACUUCCGAGUGCAGUACUACGUGGAGAACGGCAGGCUGAUCAGUGACCGGACCGCACGGUACUACUACUACUGGCACCUCCGGAAGCAGGUGCUGCACUCCCAGUGUGUGCUGCGGGAGGAGGCUUACUUCCUCCUCACCGCCUUCGCCCUGCAAGCCGACCUGGGGGACUUCAAACGCAGCAAGCACUACGGGAAGUACUUCGAGCCCGAGGCUUACUUCCCUGCCUGGGUUGUUGCUAAGAGGGGCAAGGACUACAUCCUGAAGCAUGUCCCAAACAUGCACAAGGAUCAGUUUGCUCUGACAGCCUCUGAAGCCCAUCUCAAGUACAUCAAGGAGGCUGUCCGGCUGGAUGAUGUGGCUGUGCACUACUACAGGUUAUACAAGGACAAAAGGGAGGUGGAAGCCUCCCUGACGCUGGGACUGACCACACGGGGCAUCCAGAUCUUCCAGAACAUGGACGAAGAAAAGCAGCUGCUCUAUGACUUCCCCUGGACUAAUGUGGGGAAGCUGGUGUUUGUGGGGAAGAAGUUCGAGAUCCUGCCGGAUGGGUUGCCCUCAGCCAGGAAGCUCAUCUACUACACAGGCUGCCCUCUGCGCUCCCGCCACCUCCUGCAGCUGCUCAGCAGCAGCCACAGGCUCUACAUGAACCUGCAGCCCAUCCUGCGCCAGGUCCGCAAGCUGGAGGAGAACGAGGAGAAGAAGCAGUACCGGGAGUCCUACAUCAGCGACACCCUGGACCUGGACAUGGAGCAGCUGGAGAAGCGGUCUCGGGCCAGCGGCAGCAGCGCCGGCAGCAUCCGGCACAAGCGUCUCUCACGGCACUCCACCGCCAGCCACAGCAGCUCCCACACCUCGGGCAUUGAGGCCGACCCCAAACCCAGGGAGAUGGGAGCAGAAGAUGGCUUCUCAGGCGCUGGUGUCCACCGCAAGCUGAAGACUUGCAGCUCCAUGACCAGCCACGGCAGCUCUCACACCUCAGGGGUGGAGAGUGGUGGGAAGGAUCGGCUAGAGGAGGACUCUCAGGACGAUGAAAUUGAGAUGCUGGUGGAUGACCCCCGGGAGCUGGAGCAAGCUGGUGAGAUGGAGGUGAGCCCUGACAUGUGCGUCUACAUCACAGAGGACAUGCUGCUGUCACGCAAGUUCAACGGGCACUCAGGGCUUAUUGUGAAAGACAUCAGCUCCUCCACCUCCAGCUCCUCGGAGACAGUAGUGAAGCUGCGAGGACAGAGUACCGACUCCUUACCCCAGACAACGUGCAGGAAGCCAAAGACAUCGACGGACCGGCACAGCCUGAGCCUGGACGACAUUCGGCUCUACCAGAAGGACUUCCUACAGCUGGCCAACCUCUGCCAGGAUACAGCCCAGAGCUACACCUUUGGUUGCGCCCACGGGCUGGAGGAGGAAGGGCUCUACUGCAAUGGCUGCUUGGCCCAGCAGUGCAUCAACAUCCAGGAGACCUUCCCUGUCAAAAGAACCAGCAAAUACUUCUCAUUGGAUCUCACCCACGAUGAAGUCCCUGAGUUUGUCGUCUGAGCGCCAUGGGGGCCAGGACUGGCUGCCCACCUGUGGUGGGGAGGCUGAGGCUCCUUGCCCUACACGGGGGGCCAUCAUCACUGCCUUUCCCCCCCUACCCCACACAGCUCCCUGCCAACCAAGGCUGUGGCAACCUUUGCACUUGGAGGAUCGUGGGAUGGAGCCCUCCAGGCAUGGUGGAGUGCCACCAGCGGUCCAUCCUUUGGAAUUUGUGCCAAAUUGUCUUAUUUUGGCUGGGAGAAGCCCAACUCAUUUGAAAUAGCAGAAGCCAACUGGUGACUUCUUGUUGCCUCAUGGGGAGGUGGCAUCUUCUCCUUGCCCCCAUCCUGAACGCUGCCAGCGGCUCCACCGGCGGUUUGGUGGCGAACGAAAAAGUGCCAGACUGUUGUGUUCCAAGUCAAGCCAAAGAAAUGUAAAUACCCUAAAGGCCAGUACGGGGAGGGAGGAUUCAGCAAUAACCAGCUGGGCAUCUGCAGCCGUGGGUGAUGUCCCAUGGGGAAAGGCACACCAGCAGCAGAACAUCGACCCAGCUGUUCUUCCAAAACCACGUGCUGGGGUCAGGCCGGCGUGGCUGCAGCGAGGCGGCUGGGAGCUCUCAGAGCUGGUUUGCAGCUUGGGUUUUUUUUCCUUCUUUUUUAGAGAGAAGAAAGAAAAAACAAAACCAAACUCAAACCUAAAAGCAAAAAAAACCCAAAAACCAAGCAAAAACCCAAACAAUCAAAAACCAAACCACCAAAAAAAGACCCCAACCACCCAAGAGAGAAAGGAAGGCAAAGAAAGGAAGAUGAGGCCAUCUGGGAGGAUACCUGAGAGGUCACCUGUAGGGAUAUUGCAAUAACACAUCCCAAACUGUCGCGUCUGUAGAGGCUAUGUAUAUAAAUAUGUCAAGGUUUGUAUGUUUCUAUAUGUCUUGGAUCUUACAGACCCAUUCACGGCUUCACUCCUGCUCUACAAUCCCUUUUGUACAAAGAAUCUGCCUCUCAAGGUCCCCUACAACCAAACCGUUUUGGCCAAGGUGAGACAGACUUUUGAGAAGGUUUUGUAUGCAACCGCGCUGUGACUGUGGCUCUUCCUGCUGUGGCCUCGGUGGGGUUUCACCAAAGCUUCUCAUCCAGCUCUGUGUCUUAUAGUUUGAACAGUUCUGCUAAAGGAUGAUGGUGAGGUGCUAGAAAAAUCCCAGUUUCAGCUUGGGGAACCCCAGGUUGACUGCUGGGUGCUGGAGCCCUGGAGCAGGCUGCCCAGAGAGGUUGUGGAGUCUCCUUCUCUGGAGAGAUUCCAAAGCCACCUGGUCAUUGUGAUCCUGGGCAAGCUGCUGUGGGUGAGCCUGGCUGAGCAGGUGGCUCAGACGAGAUGAUCUCCAGAGGUCACUUCAGUCCCUGGCCAACCCACUCUGGAAUUCUGAGAGCAUUCGAGGGACCAGGUGUGAUGGUGAAGAUGAAGCAUUCCAGCAGGUGACAGUGGCAGCACAGUGCCUUUCUCCUUGAGGUUCUUAGCGCGGCGGGGAGCGACUGACAGGCAAAGGUGUGCUGCAUUUUGAUACACCACCUUUUUCUUUUGUAACUGGAAACUUUUCUUAAACAAACAAGAAAAUCUUAUUUUAUAAAUAAGCACAAUCUUAUUUUUGUAAGAAAUGUUGGGGGAGGGAGCCAGGGAUGGGAGCUGGUACCAAAAGAAAAGGGUGGUGUGGGGAAAAAACCAGCAAACCCAAACUAAAACACCUUCAUUGUUCUUGGGACACAAGUUGCUGGAAGGAGAAAGAGCACCAGGUGCUGGAGGACCAUGGCACCAGCGUGGUGUGUGCUCCCUCCAGCAUGUGAUCUCACCUGGUGGUGUUGGGUCAUAUGGGGCAAUUCUGUGGCUAGCCAAAUGCUGGCAGGGUGGUGGCCCCAGAAAACCUCUUUUGUCUUCCCAAACCCACCCAGCACAGCUGGUGGGAUGCUGCUGGAGGACUUGGGGCUCUGCACAUCGUUCUGGUUUUGGGGGAACCCCAGAAAACACCCCAAAAACAUUCCUUGUGGACACCACACACAACCCAGGUUGGGUUUGCUAGCAGCAUCCCCACUCCAUCCCUCCAUCCUUGGGCAGGUUUGCACCAGCAGUGAGGGUUUGAUGGAAUUCGAUGGGCUGCUACCGGCAGGAAAAUCCCCCAGAUUCAUCCCUGUCCUCGUUUUUAUCCCUCUGUGCCAGGCACAGCUUGUCUCCAGGACCCAACUGCGGAAGUCCUGGGGUGUCCUUCAUGGGACCUUCAUCCACCGCUCUGACAAAAUGGCUCUAGAGGCAGGGAUAAAACCCUGUGCAAAGAAACACAACUCCAAUCAGGAAGCACUGGGUGGGGGGAGCAGCUAGAUCAGAGCAUCCCCAUUUCUUCCUACCCUCCUACCCCUUGCCCCCACCAUUACCCUGCAGCCAACUCCCUAUCCAAAAGUUGUCCAGAUAGGGUUGGAGUGAUGCUGGAGGCCAUGGUGGAGCUCCUGAGCAAGCAGGAAUGAUGCUGGGGGAGGUGGGAAAGGGGGGGUGGACACAGAGGUGCCAUUUAUUCCACAAGUGUCCAUGGAUGGGAUGGAUGGAAAUGGGGGGGUGGCGGUGCCCUUGGUGCCUCUCUCCUGGCAAUAAUGAGCUGUCUGUCCCUGCAUGAACCAAAUAAUCCUUUCUGUGAAAGGAUCUUCCCAUCCUCGAGAUGGGAGAGCCACUCGCUUGUGCUGCCAAAGGACAACACAAAGGGAAAUGCUACCCAACCUCCUUCCCCACCCCUAACCCACCAACCCCCUCCCCACCCCACAGCAAGAGUGGUGUGUUUGUACCCAGGAAGUCUGUAGAGUGCCUUUUGGGAUACGGCUGCAAGGGACAAUAAAGUGAGAGUUGUUUGCA